This is a messenger RNA of Thermothielavioides terrestris NRRL 8126, 1737 nucleotides long. RefSeq lists its product as uncharacterized. The record is from RefSeq and is a predicted model, not a curated record. The transcript has 3 exons. NCBI's taxonomy places the organism in Eukaryota, Fungi, Ascomycota, Sordariomycetes, Sordariales, Chaetomiaceae. The coding region runs from base 1 to 1737 and encodes 578 amino acids.
AUGUCCACACUGAUGCGGACUCUCCUCAUCACUCUCUGGGCCGGGCGGGCCCUUGGUGCGGUGUGUAACAGUAAUGGGACCUCCGUAAUCGCUCUUCCCAUCACAGAUAUCGCCGUCGACCCCAGUAUUCCCGACUCGUUGAUGAGGGGUAUCCCGUCAAGGAUCGGCACGCCUCCCCAACACAUCGUUGUGCUGCCAUGGCCGGACCUGAACAACACAUACAUCUACGACCAAGAGGCGUACUGCGAUCCAUCCAUCAUCUGGAACGACAAGAUUUGCGAGAUCCGGAGGGGUGGCUACUUUUACGAAGCCAACUCUACCAGCUUCACCAAGUACUCGGACCUCGUCGCCUCAGGGGGCGCCACGCAGGAGCUGGGGACACGCGGGGCCGAGCUGGGGGUGCCGAAGCUGCUGUCAACCAGCCUCGCAGGCACGGAACGCUUCGCCGCUGGCACAAGCAACUUCACGACCAUGCCCAUUGGCAUUCCGCGUAUGCGCUGGGAUAACGGCUACACCAUCCUUCACGCCCUCGGCCUCGGGUCCAACUCAACCUAUUUGAACGCGCUGGUAGAGUCACAACAGAUCGGAUCUCGCGUUUGGUCCAUCUUCUGGGGGCGCAUGUGGACCGGCAGCGCCGCUACCGACCUGGACGGCUCCGUUGUCCUCGGCGGCUAUGAUCAGGAAAAGGUGAUUGGGCGCAACGUGACGCAACCUCUCGAUUAUAGCGAAGAGACCGGCUGUUGGACGGGAAUGAAGGUGACUGUGUCAAAUGUUCUGGUCAACUUCAGGAACGGCACCGACUACAGCAUCAUGCCGCGCAACUCCGCCGUGGAGUGCUGCAUUGUUCCGCAGCGCCAGCUUGUGUGGGAGGCCCCUGUUGACAUGGUGGACGCGUUUGAGAGAGCGACCCAGAUGAACAGUACCGGCCUGUCCUACGGUUUGCACUGGGGUGCGAGACAGUACGAUGCGUCUGGGAAUAUCUUCGACGGUGAUGUAACCUUCGUCCUCUCCAGCGGCCUCCAAAUCCGCGUUCCCAACAAUCAGUUGAUAACCCCUUUCGUCGAGGUUGAUCGCAAUGGUUCCCGCCUCGUCCACCAGAGUCCAAAAGAGCUGCUGAUGGGCGGCGUGAGCGAUAACCCGACGACACUAGGCCGCUAUUUCUUCACAGCGGCCUACCUGAUGGUGGAUCACGAGGCCCACACCUUUACCAUGUGGCAGGCCAAUCCAACCACGAAAAGCAACUUGGUUCCUGUGGCCCGCACAUCAACCGACAAUGCGGAUGGUGCGUGCGGAGGAGAUAGCGGAGGCACCGGUGAUACUGGAGUUGCGAAUGGCGGAGACAGCGCCGGCGAGGCUGCUUCGAAGGCGUCAUCUUCGAUCAGCGCUGGCGCGGUUGCCGGGGCUGCAGUUGGGGGCGUAGCUGCCCUUGGUGCCCUGGCCGCCCUGAUUUUCAUCCUUUUGCGGAGGAAGAAGAAGCGGGCGAUGGUAACCUCCGGACAGCCGCCACCCGCGGAUGCUUCCGGGGUAAACCCGGGUGAGCCGGAUGAGAUUUAUUACAAGACUGAUAUGUCUGGCAUUCAUGAGAUGCCAGGGAUUUCUGACUCUCACCGGGAAUUGCAUGGAGUAUCGGUAGCCCCCCUGGGAAACGGGGCGUGGGCGAACGGCGAGAGGCCAAGACCAUCAUUCACGGCGUAUGAAUUAGAAGCAGCCGGAUUGUCGUCUGGGUACAGAACUUAG